CGCUUGCAAAUUUACUAAAGCUUGUUCAAGAGCAGCACGAUGUUCAGAAGUUGCUCCCUUUGCUCUUUGAAGUUGCUCAUAUGAUUCACGAUUAACUGCUCUCAAAAGUAAAAGUCUAGCAGAAAGCUGUUUUUUUAUUUCGUGAGCUCUUUGUUGGCCGUUUACUGGAUCUUCAUUCUUGUUACUGUGAAUCUGCAAACACAAACGCUUUGCAGAUUCCAACGUUUCUAAACACUCAGCUACUGCAUUUUCUGACAUUUCAGGAAGCUAAUAGGCGUCACAGAGUGCCAAAUUUGACGAAGUUUGAGAACUUUACUUUUCGUUGGUGGAAUUGAAGAAUUUGUCGACGCUCUCUACUCCUUCAGUUUUCUCCUAUAAUCUUUUCAACGGUGAAUCGCCCUUAGUGAGAAGGAAUAAAUAGUCUUUUUUUUUCUUUGUUUUGUAGUUAAUCGUAUCCAGUUUCUUAAAUCGAAUCGAUUUUUGAAAAAAGAAAAAAAAAAUAUCAAGAGUUAUCGAACGGGAAUUGGGAAAAGGGAAAAGAUUGGGGAAAAAGGUUUCAUUAGACAUGAGAAUCAAUCAAAAUACGAGCAUUGACUGUGGAAAUUUGGUUUUGGUUCCCUAUCUGGAGCGGCAUGUGUUGAAAUAUCACAACUGGAUGAAAAAUCCAAAAUUACAAGAAUUGACAUGUUCUGAGCCCUUGACAUUGGAAGAAGAAUUUCAAAUGCAAAAAUCUUGGUUGGAAGAUGAAGACAAACUCACAUUUAUUGUGAUUUACAGGCAAGGAGUAGAAAAUAAGAAGCCUCAAAUUCUUCAUGAAAUCCUAUUUCAUCGCAAUGAGGAUAUGAUUGGAGACGUAAACAUGUUUUUAACAGAAGGAUAUGAGGAAGUCGAGGACGAUCCAGCAGCGGCAGAGGACGAGAAUCAAAAUAGUAGUACUUAUACCCAGGGUGAAUUGGAGCUCAUGAUUGCGAAACCUGAAUAUCGAGGAAAAGGCUUGGGGACAACUAUUGCUGAAGCCUUUUUGUACUACAUGGAAGUGAGUGGACUUGUUGCAAGCAAGGGAAUUGCAAAAUACAUCAUCAAGGUUGGUAGCAAAAACGUGCCAAGCCUACGCCUAUUCAAGAAGAUAGGAUUUCAGCAAACAAAGUAUGUAGCUUGUUUUGAUCAAGUGGAGAUGGAAAAGCCCUUACAUUGAGCCUUUAAUUGCUCUUCCUGCAGAAAAUCUUGGAUGAACUUAGACAUCGACUAUACUUACUUACUAUAGAAAUCAACAGAAAUUAAUUGACACUGAUACCAA
Messenger RNA from Schizosaccharomyces cryophilus OY26, 1297 nucleotides. Its product is annotated as GCN5-like N-acetyltransferase. The transcript has 2 exons. Gene Ontology annotation, molecular function: N-acetyltransferase activity. Gene Ontology annotation, biological process: protein acetylation. NCBI's taxonomy places the organism in Eukaryota, Fungi, Ascomycota, Schizosaccharomycetes, Schizosaccharomycetales, Schizosaccharomycetaceae. The coding region runs from base 566 to 1195 and encodes 209 amino acids. The record is from RefSeq and is a predicted model, not a curated record.